Molecule: messenger RNA, 700 nt
Organism: Carica papaya (papaya)
Lineage: Eukaryota; Viridiplantae; Streptophyta; Magnoliopsida; Brassicales; Caricaceae
Product: small ribosomal subunit protein eS28
Biological process (GO): ribosomal small subunit assembly; translation; maturation of SSU-rRNA
Cellular component (GO): cytosolic small ribosomal subunit; ribosome
Molecular function (GO): structural constituent of ribosome
Source: RefSeq, a predicted model, not a curated record
UAGAUAUCAUAGUUUAAAUGUAAUACUCCCCUGUCUCCGCAUCCUUGCUGAACACGUAAACGGUAUUUAGGGUAAAUCAAACACGCACACACAUAUAUAUAUAUAUAUAUAGUGUGAGAGAGAGAGAGAGUCCUCUAAGAUACCUGGAGUGUAUAUACAGUCGUUUAUUAUCCAUAUUCUGAUACUCCAUAGCUCGCGCAACCCUAAUUCGGCGCUUCUCCUUCUCCAGUCUCCGUCGUCUUCUCUUCUCAUUCAAAGACGUAAGCCAGAAGUUCUUCUUCUCUCUUUCGUUGUUCUUGAUUGUUGAAUUUUCACGUGCAGUUCCAAUUACUCGACAUGGAUUCUCAGAUAAAGCUUGCUGUGGUGGUGAAGGUCAUGGGUCGAACAGGGUCCCGAGGGCAGGUGACUCAGGUUAGAGUCAAGUUUUUGGAUGAUCAGAAUCGGUUCAUCAUAAGAAACGUCAAGGGACCAGUCAGAGAAGGGGACGUGCUCACUCUGCUUGAGUCUGAGAGGGAAGCUAGGAGGUUGCGGUAAAAUGGGUCCAUUAAGAAUCAGUCUUUCUCUUGUUUUUUGUAGCAGCAGCCACUGGUUGUUUGAGUCUUGGCCUAGUUUCUCGUGUCUAGAGUUGAAUUAUUAGAUGGAUUGUACUUACGGAGGUAUGCUUAAGGCUUUUUGGUAUGGAAAAUUAAUUCUUGUCUUA